GCAGCAAGGGAGAAAGGAGUCGUUCUUGUGACCACUGUUCGUAUGACAGGGAGGAAGAAGAACGCAGUAGCGUUGGGAGCAAAUCAUGCGCGAGAUCGGGCUGCAACGGAUCAACGCCAUUUGUACUGACAAUGCGGAGGUAAACAAGAAGGCGGCCCAAAUCUUGGAGAGGCGGACAAAUAGAGAUGUUGAGAGGAUACCUUGGGUACCAUGCGGAGCGCACUGCUGCAGCUUGUUGUUGAAGGACCUGAGCAAGCUUCCAUGGGUGAAGGACACCGUGAAGACGGACAACACCAUCGUCAAGUUCAUAAGGAACCAUCACGCUAGCAAUGGUCUGAUGAUGACAAUCGAUGACUCCUUGACAUUGCUGCGCCCGACUGAGGUCCAGUUUGGGUCGGUGUACCAGAUGUUGCACAGGCUAUUGAAUAGGGAGGAUGUGUUGAACGAGAUGGUGGAUGGCAGGUUUGCUGCGAGGUGGAGGGCAUUGAGGUGGUCAGGAGAGAAGUUGCAAAGAAAGGCAGACCUUGUCUACUUCACAUUGAGGACUGAGAGUUGGUGGGCGAAGGUCAAGAAAAUAGUGGCAUUCAUGGAGCCUGUGUACGGUUUGUUGAAAAGGAUGGACAAGGAAGGAGUUAGUCCCACCAACAUCGUAGAGUUCGACGAUAUGAUUGCAAGGAAAUUGUCAAAUGUCGUCCUCGCGAAGAUGGAGAGGGAAGACGGAGAGGGAAGACGUUAUGGCAAAGCCACACCUGCGGAGCGCAAUUGGGCUUCAAUGGACUUCGUCCAUUCGAAGAGGAGAAACAGCCUCUCGCCGGAGUCAUUCGAGAAGCUUGUGUACAUUCAUUGGAACAUGCAGCUGCUGCGUGUUCGAGACAGCAAGGAGAAUGGCUACGUUGACACGUGGGGAUCCUUCUUUGAGCCGUUGAUGGAGACGACAGAGGAAGAGCAGUCUGUCCAGAAGGGCACGAUGGACAAGACUGCAAACAAUGUGGAGGAGGAGAGGAGGCGACAGAGAUUGGCAAAGGCUCGGAAAGGACGGGUUCCAAAGGGGCUCGAAGUUGAGGACUCAACCGGGAGCAGCGACUUCGAGGAUCUUGUGUGGAAGGGGAAGUGUUGGAACGAAUCCACUUCCGACGAGAGUGAUGACGAGGAUGACAUUGGCGAGGACUCCGAUUUCGAGUUGGGGGCAAAGCCAGCAGUCCCCACCACUACAUACGUCAGUCGGAGGCUGAGGAGGCGUGAAAAGGAGGCGGAGGUGUUGCCUUCUGACCCCGUGGCCAAAGUGGACACAUACAUCGAGUUCUUGACGCACCCAUUGCCUGAUGCAGAGCACCUAGUACGUGAUGCACACCACCUGGUGCCUUAUGCAGACGAGGAGGAAGCAGCGCGGGCAAAGGAUAUGGCGGACAAAGAUGAUGCUCUUGUUCAGAAGCGUAUGAAGGAGGAGGAGGCUCGGCGUGCUGCCAUCCGAAGGGAGAGAGAGAGACAAACGAGCCAGGUUGAGAAACAGCACACACAUCACCUGAUCGACAACGUGGAAGAGGAGGCGGAUGUGCAUGCACCACAUGAAGGCUGUUUGCAGAUUGUUGGAGAGGACGUUCCAGCAGUCGAGGGAGAAAAAGAGCAGCGGGAAAAAAAUGAUAACAUCAAGAAGAAGAAAAUUUGCGGCAGGAGGGAGUUCACUUGACGGAGGCUGCGGGAGAGCAAAUGGAAAAACAGGGAGAAGAGCUGCGGCAACCACCACC
Messenger RNA from Chara braunii, 1745 nucleotides. The record is from the annotation of a GenBank genome assembly. NCBI's taxonomy places the organism in Eukaryota, Viridiplantae, Streptophyta, Charophyceae, Charales, Characeae.